AUGAGCCUUGCUCUGCCGAUCCACGUGUUUGUCAACAAGGAGAGCACCGGAUUAACACCGAAGCGGGUGCUCAUGCUCGGCGUUCCAACCGUCUUUGACCUCAUAACAACCGCCUUGGGAACGCUCACAGUCCAAUUCCUCCCCCUGUCGACAAACUCGCUUCUGCGAGGCUCCGUCACAAUCUUCGUCGCGAUCCAGAAGCAUUUUGUACUCAAGGAUAGGCUUUCGAGCGCAAACUGGGUGGGGAUCGGUCUCAUCAGUUGCGCAGUCCUCAUUGUCGGCGUGGUUGGGAUCGUCACAUCUGACAACACCAGUGCAGGUGGGACGCAGACAGCCCUACUGGGAGUGGUGCUCGCCUUUUUAUCCACCUUUGUCGCCAGCUUUCAGUUUGUCGUCCAAGAGAAGCUGAUGUCCGAGCUCGACACGCCGCCUCUGGUGCUGUGCGGCUGCAUGGGGCUCGCAGGCGUCGUCCUGACGCUCUGUGUCGUGUACCCGGCGUACUACCAUCUCCCUGGAGACGACCACGGCCGCUUCGAGGACUUUUACAAUACGUGGCACAAGUUCUCCCGCUCCCCCUUCAUCCAGCUUCUGCUGGGCAUCUACAGGCGCCGGCCGCUCUCGAGUCUCAAGCUCUCGUCGGUUUGGGGGGCCAUCCUGAGCAACGCGCGGCCAGCGCUAACCUGGGCGGUGCAGCUCUUCCUCUUUUAUGAAGUGACGGCGGGCGCGUACGGCGAGGCGUGGAAGGGUGCCGCCAGCUUUGUGCAGCUCGGGGGCUUUGGGCUGCUACUGCUGGGCAUGGCGGUCUACAACGGGACGAUACAGCUGCCGGGCGGGCCACGAGCGACGGAGCACCCCAUCCUGGACAUGGAGGCCUCCGUCCGCCUGUCCCUGAUGGGGCCGACGGCGUUCCGCACGUCACGCAUGUCGGUCAAGAACCCGAGUCUGAAGCAAAACCUGGUGGAGCCGUGA
This is a messenger RNA of Emiliania huxleyi CCMP1516, 969 nucleotides long. RefSeq lists its product as hypothetical. NCBI's taxonomy places the organism in Eukaryota, Haptophyta, Isochrysidales, Noelaerhabdaceae. Gene Ontology annotation, cellular component: membrane. The record is from RefSeq and is a predicted model, not a curated record. Bases 1 to 969 code for a protein of 322 amino acids. The transcript is spliced from 2 exons.